CAGUGCUCUUAACCACAGAGCCAUCUCUCCAGCCCCAGGGAUGCAUUAUUUUCUUCAUUCCUCUGAUAAUACUAUUGAUAACUAUUACCCUCAUUUCACAGAGGGCAACAUCUGAAAUUCAGAGAGGUUCAGUAACUAGCCCAACACCACACAGGCCAUCUCUAAGAUUUACAUCUGAAUCUACUACACUCCAGAGACUGUCCUUUAAGUAUCAUUCCAUACCACUUAAGUCUUCUCAAAUAACACUGUUCUCUCCUUCUUCUGUUCAAGCCCCCCCCCACCUGCCCUGCCCUACCUGCAUCAAGGACCUGUCAGUUUGAGAAGCUUCCGAUCACAAGGUCCCCCAAGAGCUUCCUGCCCCAGCAUUGUGAGCUCUCAUCAUGCCAGACUCUGCAACGCCACCUGCACCAGAAUCGGCCAGCCAGUCCUCGUUCUCCAUCCAACACCAGCCCUCCAUGACAGUCCAAAGUCCCUCCCCAGGUCCCACCCCAGGCCCCAUGCCCUCAAAGACCAUCCCCAGCACAGUCCCACCCCUCAUAAAGUCCAAGGCACAUAAUGCCCAUCGCAUGCGUAGGAUCAUUGCCGAGGAUUCGGAGUGGUCACUGGCCAUCGUGCCCCUCCUCACAGAGCUCUGCAUUCAACAUAUUGUGAAGAAUUUCCAGAACAACCCUAUCCUGAAGCAGCUACUCCCAGAGCACCAGCAGAAGGUCCUGAGCCACCUGCCACCUGACCUGCCUCUGAAGGUGACCGCCAACUUGAUCGACGAUGAGAGCUACUGGCACCGCUGCUGCACGAAGCGCUGGCCCGUGUGCCACGUGGCCAGGCACGGCGGCAGUUGGAAGCGCAUGUUCUUCGAGAGACAUCUGGAGAGCCUGCUAAAGCUUUUCAUCCCGGGCACCACCGACCCCCGCGUGAUCCUCGACCUGCUGCCCCUCUGCAGGAACUACGUGCGCCGCAUCAACGUGGAUCAGUUCCUCCCACCUGUGCGGAUGCCGGCCCCUCCCCACGCCGCCGAGGACCAGUCAGACUCCGGUAGCGAGGGAGAGCGGGAAGAGUCCAUUAAGGAUCAUUACCAGCUGCAGGAACUGGUGACCGGCCUGAAGUACUUGGAAGAGCUGGACCUGGUUUACGGCGUCAAAGACUGUGGCAUGAACUUCGAGUGGAACCUCUUCCUCUUCACUUUCCAUGACUGCCUCUCUCUGGCGGCCACCAUCAAGGCAUGCCACACCCUCAAGAUCUUCAGGCUGACCCGAAGCAAGGUGGAUGAUGACAAGGCCCGCAUCCUAAUCCGUAGCCUGCUGGACCACCCAGCCCUGGAGGAGCUGGACCUGUCCCACAACCUCAUUGGAGACCGUGGCGCACGAGCUGCCGCCAAACUGAUGCGCCACAGUCGCCUGCGGGUGCUCAACCUGGCCAACAAUCAAGUGCGGGCACCGGGUGCACAGUCGCUGGGUCAUGCCCUGGCACACAACACCAACCUCGUUUCCCUCAACCUCCACCUCAACUGCAUCGAGAAUGAGGGGGGCCAGGCAAUUGCCUAUGCCUUGCAGACCAACAAGUGCCUCACCACACUGCACCUUGGUGGCAAUGAACUAUCUGAACCCACAGCCACACUGCUCUCCCAGGUGUUUGCUAUCAACACCACGCUCAUCAGCCUCAACCUGUCCUGCAACCACAUCGGGCUGGAUGGUGGGAAGCAGCUUCUGGAAGGCAUGUCAGACAACAAAACCAUUCUGGAGUUUGAUUUGCGCCUGUCAGAUGUGUCUCAGGAGAGUGAGUAUCUCAUUGGCCAGGCUCUGCAUGCCAACCGAGAGGCUGCCCGCCAGCGCACCCUGAAUCCUGGCCACUUCAUGUCACCCAUCACUGCCAACUGUGCUGAGAAUUCUGUGGGAUAAGAUGGG
Molecule: messenger RNA, 1901 nt
Organism: Nannospalax galili (Upper Galilee mountains blind mole rat)
Lineage: Eukaryota; Metazoa; Chordata; Mammalia; Rodentia; Spalacidae
Gene: Tcte1
Product: t-complex-associated-testis-expressed 1
Exons: 4
Coding region: 381-1895 (504 amino acids)
Biological process (GO): flagellated sperm motility
Cellular component (GO): sperm flagellum
Molecular function (GO): protein binding
Source: RefSeq, a predicted model, not a curated record